UGCGCGCAGCGGGCGACACAGGCGCUCGGGACCAGAGCGGAGUCACGGGCGGCGCCCAGCUGUGCCCCAGGCUGCGGUGUCAAAGCACUGUGAAUUUGUAUUGAAGGGCGUGGCUCCACCGCCGCAAAACGAUAUGAAUUGAGGCCGUUCUUCCGUCUUGUCGGCCUCAGCGUCGCCUGGAGAAGAGCCAAACUUCACGCGUGUCCCGCCAAUCACAUGUGCGUGCCCAGAUCAAGCCAAGGUCUUCAGCCAAGCAACACCAAGGCCAAGAUUCACCCAGGCAAAUCGCAGGUAACUUGGGUUCUUGUCCUCUCCUGAGGGCCUUGCUAUAUGAUGCUCAGUCCGUCCCUCCCGGUCCGUUCGAAAUUCGUUGUUGCCAGCCACGGAUGCCCAUCGAGACGUAGCGCGCACAUCACCGUCCGCCGGUCAUGGAACCCCGACACCCGCCGGCGCUCUCUCCGGCCACACACACCCAAAGACACAGCAGCCGUCACCCGUCGCCCGCUGAGACCGACUACGGUUCCGAGUACGCCGAGAAGUACAACGAGAAAGACGUACAUGCGCGCAAGGACAGCACACGGACAGACGGCGCCAGCAAGGCCUCAUAUGGUCACGCCCAUGAUUCCGUCAUUUCGCCAUUCUCGCCAAAGGCCUCCGCGCCGCCAAGCCCCAGCAGCAGCAUCUCCAGCGAUGUAGGACGAAAGGACCGUACCAUCUCUGAGAUUCGGGAAACACUUGUCCGCCAGAGCCACAACAGCCACCGCGUAUCACAUCCUCCGCGCGCGCACCUGGACCCAGAGAAAGCCAACUCAUACGAUGCAUUUGAGCACCGCUCGCAGAAUCGCCGCUCCGUCCCAGAUGCGGGCGCUGUGGUGUACGACAAGAGCGAGUACCACGAGAAGGGCCCUGAAGAUAAGGCCUGGCAACUUCUGUUCUACCUUUCUGGACCUUGCGCACUGCUUUCCGUCGCAAUCGCCUUCUGGAGCAUCUUCGCGAUCUUCAUCUCGCUUGCGCUCUACCCCCUGCGCUUCUGCAGCAAUCGGCCCGCGCUCUCCACUCAGUUGACGACAUUCCUUGCACCUGCGCUCAACCUGCAACUUCAUCUGGUCUACUCCUUCGAUGCGUCCGAGGGCUACAGCGUACCCAUGCUGGUGGUCAUCCACCUGUUCUCACCCAUCAUUGCAUUCGGUGUCGCAAUUGCCUCAUGGACAGCCGCAGGAUUCUGGUUUUUCUCGUCCAUUCUUGGCGACCCUGGGGGUCACGACGGCGGCCGCCACAACGACGGCAAAGACUGCAUAUUAGGUGUGAGAAACUACUGGGAGCGAUGGCUAUUGCGAGGCCUUAGAUGAGCUGACCUCAAAACUUGAGGAAGAGGUUGUGUAAGAAAAGAUUCGAUUCAAAACACGAUUUUGGCAUUUAGCGCUUUCCCAGUUGGGAGUGCAGCAUCAGCGGCAUGGUGUGGCGUACAUGGAUUGGGAUGGACUCUGCAUGAGGAAUUGCUGGUCUGGCACGACAGCACGGCGUUUUGGCAUCUGUUUAGGUUUUUGGGACGGAUUUGAGAUCUACUCUCCGUAUGAUUAUACCCCAUUCAUUAAUGUUAUCAAAAUCAAC
Didymella exigua CBS 183.55 is the source of this 1611-nucleotide messenger RNA. RefSeq lists its product as uncharacterized. The transcript is spliced from 2 exons. The annotation marks the transcript as partial. NCBI's taxonomy places the organism in Eukaryota, Fungi, Ascomycota, Dothideomycetes, Pleosporales, Didymellaceae. The record is from RefSeq and is a predicted model, not a curated record.